CAGCGGCAGGAGGACUGCGUCGUUUUGUUGUCUGCGUCUGGCGUUCCUGCAGCUCGGGCAGCUCGGGGCUGGGGAGUCCCGGGUUCGGGACCCGGGGACCCGGGGACGCCACCGCCCGCGGCCAGGACCCGAUCUCGCGGUCCCGAUGGAAAGUUUGAUGAAUGGGGCGAGCUAAGCCGGCCCGUGCCGCGGCCCCCCAUCCCUGGCCCCGGGAGCCGGCGCCGGCUCGGACACCCCCCGAAAGCCGGGGGGACCCUCCUCGGGAUCCCGGCCGCAGCCGCGGGGCCCUGGCCGCGGCGUCCAACUUUUAGACGGGAAGGACUGCUUGGGUGCCGGGCCCGGAUCCGCUCCGAAGACAAGCGCACUUGAUUCUUUGCCUUUUUUCCCCCCCCAUUAUCCGGGAGAGGGCAAAGGUGGAGGGCGGGCCGGGGCAGCCGGCGGGGGGCAGGCGUCGCGGCUCGGGCGCUGAAGAACGGCACUGCUGGCGCCCAGGGGCGUGCGGAGGAGGCGGUAAACACGCCCGCACCCCGCACUCGCGGCUCGGACACAAGCGUACUCCCGCGCACCCAGCGCCGGGGCCAUCCUUCGGCGAGACCGGUUUAAUAAUAAAGCCCGGAGGGACGGAGCGCGCCGGGGCUGCGCGGAGCAGGAGCAGCUCAGGACUCGGUCCCCGAAGGAGCCGGUGGUGGCCCGGAGCCCAGUGACAGGGUCUUGGCGCUCCUCCGGGACUGAACGUGGCCACCCGCCCAGCAGGAUGGGCCGGGACUGAAUCCCUAAGGCAGAGCCUUCUAUUGCCCAGCCAGAAGUUCCUUGGAUUGAAGGCCAGCGGAGGGAAAUCAUUGAUUCUCCAACGUCCCCGAGGAGGGGAAAGUAAAUUGGGAAAGCUGCUGUCCUGCUCUCUGUAGCCCGGCGGGCCAUGGUCUGCCAGGGCUAGCCCUCUGUCUUCUCUCACCUCCCUCUUAGCCGGCCCCAGCGCCAUGGAUGACUACGACAUCCGAUCGGCCGCCAGCAUCCUGGCCUCCGUGAAGGAGCAGGAGGCGCGCUUCGAGCGCCUCACACGCGCCCUGGAGGAGGAGCGGCGGAACGUGUCCCUGCAGCUGGAGCGCGCGCACCAGCCCUGCGAGCAGCCCCGGGCCAGCACGUGCACCAUUGGCAACGGGCAGCCGCUGGCUACCGCCUGGCAGCAGCUGGUGCUGCAGGAACAAAGUCCAGGCAACCAGACGUCCCUGGCGAUGAUGCAGGAGCCCCAGGAGAUGGUCGAGGAGACGGUGACCGUGGAGGAAGACCCCGGCACGCCCACGUCCCACGUGUCCAUCGUCACGUCCGAGGAUGGCACCACCAGGAGGACGGAGACCAAGGUCACCAAGAUGGUGAAGACGGUGACCACGAGGACGGUGCGCCAGGUUCCGCUGGGCCCCGACGGGCUCCCGCUCCUGGACGGCUCGCCGCCCCUGGGCAGCUACACCGACUCCAUCGACCGGCGCUACCUGAAGAACGGCGAGCGCUUCCUCCCGCCCCAGGCCUCCUCCACCCUGACCCGCUCCUACAACAGCUACGGGGAGGGCCCCGACGGGCCCUACCGCCCCUUCCACGCCCACGACGCCGGCGCCGGCUACGGGGGCGCCGAGCUGCCCGACGGCUACGGCAGCCUGUCCCGCGGGGUGGGCUACCGGCCCCGCUACGCCUACGUCCCCGGGAGCGGCUACCGGCCCGAGGACGGCAGCUACACCCUGCCCGGCCGCAGGGAGGCCUACGGGCCGCCCGGGGCCCAGCCCCAGGCGCCCCCCGGGGGCGGCGGCCCCGACCUCACUGUGGGCGGCCGCUCCCAGCCGGAGAGGUUCCAGCCCGAGCCCUACGGGCUGGAGGACGACAACAGGAGUCUGGGCGUGGACGACGAAGGCUACGAGCUGGACCCGGACUACUCCACCGUGAACCGGCGGCUGCCCGUGGGGGUCCCCGAGAGAGGCCGGCCGCACAAGGGCAGAGCCUACGAGGAGCCGUCCGAAAGCGAGAUGAUCGACGAGCGGAUCCCCUACGUCCACGGCGGCUACGCCGCCCCGCUGGCGCAGCCCGAGAGGGGCAGCAUGGCCAGCAUCGACCGCCUGGGCAAGCGCUCCCCCUCCAUCGACAGCAUCCGCAAGGACCCUCGGUGGCGGGACCCGGACCUGCCGGAGGUGAUCGCCAUGCUCAGCCACCCCAUCGACCCCGUCAAGUCCAACGCGGCCGCCUACCUGCAGCACCUGUGCUACGAGAACGACAAGAUCAAGAAGGACGUGCGCCACCUGAAGGGCAUCGCCAUCCUGGUGGGGCUGCUGGACCACCCCAAGGCCGAGGUGCACCGGCGCGCCUGCGGCGCCCUGCGCAACAUCUCCUACGGCCGCGACCACGAGAACAAGGUGGCCAUCAAAGGCUGCGACGGCAUCCCCGCCCUCAUCCGCCUCCUGCGCAAGACCAACGACAUGGAGGUGCGGGAGCUCAUCACCGGGACGCUGUGGAACUUGUCUUCCUAUGAGCCCCUCAAAAUGGUCAUCAUCAACCACGGCCUGCAGACCCUGACCAACGAGGUGAUCGUCCCCCACUCGGGCUGGGAGAGCGAGCCCAACGAGGACUCCAAGCCCAGAGAUGCCGAGUGGACCACGGUCUUCAAGAACACGUCAGGGUGCCUCAGGAACGUGAGCUCAGAUGGGGCAGAAGCGCGCCGGCGGCUUCGGGAGUGUGACGGGCUGGUGGACGCUCUCCUCCACGCGCUGCAGUCCGCCAUCGGCAAGAAAGAUACCGACAACAAGUCGGUGGAAAACUGCGUGUGCAUCAUGCGGAACCUGUCCUACCACGUGCACAAGGAGGUUCCGGGCGCUGACAAGUACCAGGAGCCCGAGGGCAGCCAGGCCGCCAGCACGGGGGCGCUGCCCCGCAGGAAGAAGGACGAUGCCAGCUGUUUCGGGAGCAAGAAAGCCAAAGAGGAUUGGUUCAGUCAAGGAAAAAAGAACGGAGGCGUGGACAGGAACUUCGACACCCUCGACUUACCCAAGAGAUCAGAGUCUGCCAAAGGCUUCGAGCUGCUCUACCAGCCCGAGGUGGUCCGUCUCUACCUGUCCAUCCUCACCGAGAGCCAGAACUUCAACACCCUGGAGGCCGCGGCGGGGGCGCUGCAGAACCUGAGCGCGGGCACCUGGAUGUGGUCCACGUACAUCAGGGCCAUGGUGCGCAAGGAGCGGGGGCUGCCGGUGCUGGUGGAGCUGCUGCAGUCGGACUCGGACAAGGUGGUGCGGGCCGUGAGCAUCGCCCUCCGCAACCUCUCCAUGGACCGGCGCAACAAGGACCUCAUAGGGAGCUACGCCAUGGCCGAGCUGGUGCGGAACCUGCCGAGCCGGCAGCAGCGGACGGCCAAAAACCUGGAGGAGGACACGGUGGUGGCCGUGCUGAACACCAUCCACGAGAUCAUCACGGACAGCGCCGAGAACGCGCGCUCGCUGGUGCAGACGCAGGGCAUCCAGAAGCUGGUGGGCAUCGGCAAGUCCAGCCAGUCCAUGCGGGAGAUGAAGGCGGCGUCCCACGUCCUGCAGAUGGUCUGGAGCUACAAGGAGCUGCGCGGGGCCCUGCAGAAGGACGGCUGGAACAAGUCCCACUUCCAGUCGGCGGCUUCCACCCCCCCCAAGGGCUCCAAAGGGACUUCGGGCAAGUCCGGCUACGACGACAGCACGCUGCCGCUGGUGGAAAAGACGCACGAUAACGAGAGGUGUGGGAGCCGCGACAUGAUCCCAAUGGAUGAGCUCGGCCCAGAUGGCUACUCCACCAUCGACCAUCGGGAACGGAAGUACCGCGCUGGGGACCCCGCGGGGGACGCCUCCGAGAAGGAGCCUUUGAAAACAGACCCGGCUAGAAAGCCCCCCCACAGGAGUAACCGGGCCUCGGUGAAUCUGGUGGACAGCCGGGACCCCAAGCCACCGCCCGUUGACUCCUGGGUCUAGCUUGCAUGCCUGGGCUAGAGUCCACCACUUGUUUGGGGGUUUCCCAAUUGUUUUUAACUCCGAAGAGCAUCGAUCACCCCGAGGAUUUCAUUUAUCGCCACUGCCAUCACCUUUGGAGGACUCGGGACCAGCCCCACAUCUGAUUGGGGGGGGGGCUCGGGAGGGGGCGGAGGGCCCACCUUCGGCGCCCCUCCCCCAGAGCCCCCAGCCUCAUCCCCCAGGAGUUUGCUUUGGAAACGUCAGUCCCCUUCCCCCGCCCGAGCCCCUCCCGUCGGGUCCCCCAGGCCCCUCCCCCUCGGCCCCGCCCCGCCCCCCCCCCCCGCCGGGUCCAACCCCCGGACCCGGCUCUUCCUUAAGCGUUCCCCUGCACGGGGCUGAGGGCCGGGCCUAGCGUUAGUCACAGAUAGCACUUUGCUUUGCCUCUGAACUGUGAAUUUAAUAUUUUUUCCUUUAAAAUGAAGAGUUUAUUUAGCUUUCGGACUAACACUGAGGCCGCGGGGUAGUCGCGGCCGGAGCGGGACGUCGGCUUUGGGCUUGUUGGACGUCACGGGCAGGAGCAAGUCGGAGGUGGGUUUGGGCGUGCGCACUGAGGCCGGCCUGGGCGCCGGGGUGGGCCCGGGGGCCGGCUUCGCCCCCGCCCCGAAGGGGAGGGGGAACGCGGGGUGGGGGAGGGCAGCUGCCGCCGAGAGCUCUGGCCCGGCCCGGCAGGGGGCGCAGUGGGCAGAGCCGAGGAGGGCACGUGCCAUUGACCGCGGGGCUUCUGGAAGCGGGAGACGGGGAGCGGGCCUUGGGUCCGGGCCCUCCACGAGGGGGAGCCGGGCCCCGGGCAAGGGGAGGACGGCUUUGUAGGGGGAGGACGGGGAGCCUUCGGGGGCCCCGGCCCAGAGACAGAGACCCCGCGGGGACCUGGGAGUCCAGCCCGGGCCGGGGCCUCGCGGCGCCGCCGUUUGCAGUUUGAAAAACAAACCUUAAAAACCAAAAUACGACUGUGUUAGCGAACGUGGAGAUUUUGUUAAAAAAAAUUAAAAAGAAAAAAAGCAUCCAGAGAACGUUGUAUCUUCUUGCGUGUAAUAAAAGAACGUGGCCCCACGUGCGGAACACACGCACACACCUGGCCCCGUGCAUGCUACGGCAGCGGGCGGAAGGAGACCCCAUCCCGGGGGCCAGGAGCCCGACCAGGAGCCGGAGGCCGCUCGGUGGCAGCGGGGGCGGCCCCCGGGACUCCCGCUCGCCAGCCCCUUCAUCCACGGCUGUUUACACUGGACGUCUUUUACCUGGCGACUUCUUUUUCUUGACUGGUCUGUAACCCUUUUUCCGGAUGAGAUCUUCAGAGACUCGCUCUCCUUUCUUCUUCGCGGUGGAAAGAACCCUGGGAGGAUCUGAGCUGGACAAGUCCCUUCACUGCCCCAAGCCUCAGUUUCCCCAUCUGUAAAAUGGGGAUUAUCAUAAUUACACUCCCUACCUCACAGGGGUGUUGUGAGGAAAGUGUAAACCUUAAAGCGAUAUCGAAAUAGGACCUGUUAUUAUUACUAUUCUGA
Molecule: messenger RNA, 5506 nt
Organism: Antechinus flavipes (yellow-footed antechinus)
Lineage: Eukaryota; Metazoa; Chordata; Mammalia; Dasyuromorphia; Dasyuridae
Gene: ARVCF
Product: ARVCF delta catenin family member
Exons: 23
Coding region: 978-3968 (996 amino acids)
Biological process (GO): cell-cell junction assembly; cell-cell adhesion
Cellular component (GO): nucleus; plasma membrane; adherens junction
Molecular function (GO): cadherin binding
Source: RefSeq, a predicted model, not a curated record